Egretta garzetta (little egret) is the source of this 1743-nucleotide messenger RNA. RefSeq names its product acyl-coenzyme A synthetase ACSM4, mitochondrial. The record is from RefSeq and is a predicted model, not a curated record. Gene Ontology annotation, cellular component: mitochondrial matrix. The transcript has 13 exons. NCBI's taxonomy places the organism in Eukaryota, Metazoa, Chordata, Aves, Pelecaniformes, Ardeidae. Gene Ontology annotation, molecular function: fatty-acyl-CoA synthase activity; fatty acid ligase activity. Bases 1 to 1743 code for a protein of 580 amino acids. Gene Ontology annotation, biological process: fatty acid biosynthetic process; acyl-CoA metabolic process.
AUGAAGUUCUUGUUUAAAUUACAGACUCUAAAAUCCUUGUGGACUCUGAAGCCUCCUAAUAGGACUUUCCAUGGACAUGCCAGGCUGCUUGCCUCUGAUGUACAUUCACAGUAUGAGUCAGUCAGACGGGGCAAACAGGAAAUACCAAAGUACUUUAACUUUGCAAGUGAUGUACUGGACAAAUGGUCUGAAAUUGAAAAGGCUGGAAAGAGACCGUCAAAUCCUGCUUUUUGGUGGAUAAAUGGAAAAGGAGAAGAAGUGAAGUGGAGCUUUGAGGAGCUGGGGUUCCUGUCUCGGAAAGUGGCCAAUGGGCUGACUAAAGUAUGUGGGCUGCAGAAGGGGGACAGAAUUUUUGUGAUCCUACCACGAGUCCCAGAAUGGUGGCUGGUGAAAGUGGCUUGCAUACGAGCAGGAAUUGUCUUAAUUCCAGGAGUAUCCCAGUUAUCAGCCAAAGACAUAUUGUAUCGACUCCAGGCAUCAAAGGCCACAUGCAUAAUUACUGAUGACACACUGGCUCCUGCUGUGGACUCGGUGGCAUCUGAGUGUCAGUUUCUGAAAACCAAGCUAAUUGUGUCCAAAGGCAGUAGGCGGGGAUGGCUGAACUUCACUGACCUGUACAAAAACCAAUCUGCUGACCAUUCCUGUGUCAAAACAAGGAUUCAAGACUCACUGAGUAUCUUCUUUACCAGUGGAACCACAGGUUCUCCGAAGAUGACUGAACAUUCCCAGGGUAGUCUUGGUUUCAGACCCCUUUUAAAUGAAAGGUACUGGUUGGAUUUGACUCCCUCAGACAUGAUAUGGAGCACAGCAGAUACAGGAUGGAUACUAACUUCACUGGCAUCUGUUUUUGAUCCCUGGGUUUUUGGAUCAUGCAUCUUUAUACAUAAGCUACAACAGAUUGAAUCAGUAACCAUCCUAAAUACUCUCUGCAGAUUCCCUAUUGGCACGCUGGUUGGUGCUCCAACAUUGUUCCGCAUGCUGGUGCAAAAUGAUCUCUCCAACUACAAAUUCAUGAACCUGAAGCACUGCAUAAGUGGAGGGGAGCCACUCAACCCAGAAGUCAUGGAGCAGUGGAAAAGGAAGACUGGGCUGGACAUCCAUGAAGUAUAUGGCCAGACUGAAACGGGAGUAAUCUGCUCCGUUUUUAAAGGAAUGAAGAUUAAACCUGGAUCGAUGGGGAAGGCAGCUCCCCUUUAUGAUGUGCAGAUCAUAGACAAAAAUGCUAAUAUUCUGCCUCCAGGACAACAGGGGGAAAUUGCUGUCAGAAGCAAACCUAUAAGACCACUUGGUUUAUUCUCUGAAUAUGUAGAUAACCCUAAGAAAACUGCAGAAAGUGAACGUGGGGAUUUUUAUGUCACUGGAGACAGAGGGACUAUGGAUGAAGAUGGGUAUUUUCAGUUUAUUGGAAGAGACGAUGACAUCAUCAUUUCUUCAGGUUAUCGCAUUGGGCCAUUUGAAGUAGAGAGUGCCCUGAUAGAGCACCCAGCAGUGGCAGAAACAGCUGUUGUCAGCAGCCCAGAUCCCCUCAGAGGAGAGGUUGUGAAAGCAUUUGUGGUCCUGUCCCCAACCUUUUCAUCCAGUGACCUGGAGAGCUUAACCUGUGACUUGCAGGAGCAUGUCAAGAAAACUACUGCUCCAUACAAAUACCCUAGAAAGGUGGAAUUUGUCCAAGAGCUGCCAAAGACAGUCACUGGGAAGAUCAAGAGGAACGAAUUAAGAAACAAAGAGUGGGGACGGAUGUAG